Molecule: messenger RNA, 1356 nt
Organism: Acanthoscelides obtectus
Lineage: Eukaryota; Metazoa; Arthropoda; Insecta; Coleoptera; Chrysomelidae
Source: the annotation of a GenBank genome assembly
AUGCCUAAAUCUUGGACAGACAAUGAAAUGGCGGGUAAGGACUGGUUAACUUUGUUCAAACGUAGGAACAGGUUUUCUUCCAGGAGACCAGAACCUUGUAGCCUAGCAAGAGCUACAGCCUUCAACCGAAACAACGUCAAUAAUUUUUACAAUAAUUUAGAAGAUCUGAUCAAGAGAAACUCGGCUUUUGCAAAUGGUACCCGUAUAUUUAAUCUGGAUGAAACAUCAACGACAACAGUGCAAAAGCCUCAAAAAGUAAUAGCACCAUUAGGCAGAAAAUGCAUUGAAAAAGUCACAAGUGGUGAGAGAGGAACUUUGGUAACCACAUGCUGCAUUGUAAGUGCCAGCGGCAACGCUUUGCCACCAGUUAUGAUAUUUCCUAGGAAAAAAUUCAAAGAUCAUAUGAUCAAAAACACACCUGCAGGAACACUCGGCUUAGCAACGCCUAGUGGAUGGAUGAACGCGGAUAGUUUCACAGAAGUAAUGAAACAUUUUAUCAAGCAUACGAACUCUUGCAAAGAAAAUCCUAGUAUGUUGGUAAUGGAUAACCACGAGUCACAUUUGAGCAUUGAAGCCAUACAGUUGGCAAAAGAUUGUGGAGUCAAUCUCCUCACUAUUCAUCCCCACACUUCGGGGAAAUUACAACCACUUGACGUGGGAGUAUUUAGCGCGUUCAAAGUAUAUUAUAAUGCUGGCAUCGAUUCCUGGCUUAUGACACAUCCUGGAAAGCCUGUUACCAUAUAUGACUUAGGUGAAAUCAUUGGGGCAGCCUUUCUUAAAGCAAUGACCCCAACAAACAUUACCAGGGCUUUUGCAAAAUGUGGUAUUUACCCAUUCGACAGAAACCUUUUUACAGACGAGGACUUUCUGCCAAGUACAGUAACAGAUCGUCCAGGUCCCUGUUCAGACUGUUUGCCACGUGAAGAAGGGCUCAUAAACGUAAACAUCAAUUCAAUGAAUGUCAUCGAGUUGGGAGCACCGGAAGAGACCACUACUGCGCACUCAUCGGAGCAUUCUAUUUCACAGACUUGUGCAACAUCAGAAAAACCAUGCUCACCAACGUUGGGUACUUCGACGACACAACCAAGUCAAAUUGAAACCACUGUUGUGUCUAUCAACCAUCAAUCCAUUUCUAAAGAAGUGGAAACGAAGAACCUGUCCGAUGAAGAUUCAAUUUUGACAAAAACAAAAGUAUCCAAUACCGUUUCAGUUCCAUCAGGACUCCAGUCAUUAAAAAUAUUAGCUCCUGAAGUGCUCAUAUCAGCAAUUUCUUCGAACAAACUUCCACCCAAGCCAUAUAUAAUUACCCCCGACACAAGACGUUGCUUUGACACCAUCCAUUUCUCAAUCAGCUGA